Molecule: messenger RNA, 1749 nt
Organism: Phycomyces blakesleeanus NRRL 1555(-)
Lineage: Eukaryota; Fungi; Mucoromycota; Mucoromycetes; Mucorales; Phycomycetaceae
Exons: 2
Coding region: 1-1749 (582 amino acids)
Source: RefSeq, a predicted model, not a curated record
AUGCUAGGAGAUUUUAAUUAUUCCUCAUAUGCAAAUGCCUCUCGUGCUGGCCUCGCGCCACGUCUAUGGCUGCAUUUUGUCGCUAACCACUUUGUAGACUGUGUCACUUUGUCUGACGCUCAACCUAUGCCUACCUUUCAUCGCGACCUUUCCUCUUCGACUAUUGACUACAUAUAUGCCUCCAAGGAUAUAGCGUCUUGUCACUCUUCGUCCACCGUCACAUUUGUUCAGCCCCUGUGGACCGAUCAUUGCCUUGUAUGUACCUGUCUUAGUUUUCCUAUGCUGUCUCACAUUGGUCGAGGUUUGUGGUGUGCGAACCCUCGUUUGGCAAACAUCCCUUCCUUCCGCUCCUCCCUGUCCGACUGUCUUUCAUCCUUCAUACCACUACUCUCGCCUUCAAUUUCCCCCCAAUCACAAUGGGAUCUGAUCAAAGUCGAAGUGGCUCGUUUCACAUGUUCAUAUUCAUGCACAACCCGCCCAUCACUUGCCACUUUGGAGUUUAUACAAUACCGCUCCUUUCCUCCCAUUUCUCUCGGCACUUUCUGCCAGCCUAUUUGGCUCGGCGGUCUAGGGGUCCUUGAUCCUCAGGUUCAACAGGCUGCUCUUCAGUUGCGCUGGCUCUGGCCUCUUGUCCGCUCUCCGCUGUCCCCCUCUGGCCUGGUCCCGCCUUGGUUCUCUUAUGUCCUCUGCCUCGACUCCUCAUCUGCUGAUCCACUUGUUCCUUUGAUAUUUCCAUCUCUCCGAUCCUCUCAUCAGCGUGAUUUUGACUCUCCUCUGGCCACCCUACUUGCUGCCAUUGAUCUUCUCCCUCACAACUUCUCUGACGUGGUAGUCAACCUCCCCACCUGUCUCUCUCUGCCUCUCUCCUAUCUCACUACCGCACAACCAGACCACCCUCCCUUUCCAUCUGCAUGGUGCGAUCUCCAGGUUUCCGACGCCUAUGAAGUAGAUCCUAGUUUCAGCGUGCUUGCCCAAUGCCCCCUCCACCGCAUACUCCAUCGUCCUAUUGUCCUUCACCAGUUCUUCGAACGUCUCUACACUCGCUCUCUUGUCUUGCACCCUGUCUUGUAUCGUGCCACCAUUCCCCCCGCGAUCUGUGCCAUACAGUUUCCUUUGCUAGAUAUGCCUUCCGGUACAGCUGUCGAUGUGCGUCCUUUCUUGACAGCUCUUGUCCCCGGCAUCCCUUGGCAUUGUUUGUCCACCCAGUCUUUCCGCCUACUCUGCAAUUUCCACUCCAAAUCCGCACGCCCCAUAAGCCCCACACUCGUCCCUCGCCAGCUUCGUCGGUUUUGGUCCUUCCCCCUGCCACAUGGGGCCCGCAACGUUUGGUUUCGUGCCCUGCACAAGAACAUUCCUUGCUGUUCUCGCCUCAAUUCUAGGAUCCCUACCGCUUUCCCAGACCCAUCCUGUGCCCUCUGCUCUCACCCUCUGGACAAUCAAACUCAUUUUUUGUUCCAGUGUCUGGUCAAACUGUCCGUAUGGUCGUCAAUCUGGACGUUGUACUUUGCCCAGACCGCAACACCCACUGUCUUGCUUUCUGGUUUGCAAUCCUUCACAUUCCCUUCUUGCACCGAUUCUUCUCUUUCUGCUGCCUCAAUUUUUGGCUGCACGCUGCUAGCUAUAUGGCGCCAUCAUUGGCUGUUCAUAUUUGAUCACGUUCCUUUUGUCUCCUCCGCUGCCUUUUCCACUGCUUCCUCUCUUCUCGACCACCUCAAGAGCGAACUUGCUCUCGACUUUCCCCCCCUUUAG